AUGUUGCAGAACCGUCUUAGGACUAUCCAUGGCGGCACCCUCGCUGCCCUUGUUGACCUGGGCGGCUCCCUGGCCGUUGCUUCGACUGGCCGCUUCGCGACGGGCGUGUCUACUGAUCUCAAUGUGACAUACCUCAGUCCAGGUGGCCGAGAGGGUGAUGUACUGACGGGGACUGCCACUUGCGACAAGAUCGGCAGAACCCUUGCAUACACGUCCGUCAUCUUCACCAACAGCAAGGGACAGCUCGCGGCCAGGGGCAGCCACACAAAGUACGUCGCUGCUACUAUGGGGGAGGAUGGCCCGUAUGUUGUCCCGGCAGAGGCCGUGGAGGAGUUGGAGGAUGACGAGACAGGGAAGAGUCGUAAUUGA
This is a messenger RNA of Geosmithia morbida, 369 nucleotides long. RefSeq lists its product as uncharacterized. Gene Ontology annotation, molecular function: fatty acyl-CoA hydrolase activity. The coding region runs from base 1 to 369 and encodes 122 amino acids. The transcript has 3 exons. The record is from RefSeq and is a predicted model, not a curated record. Lineage: Eukaryota; Fungi; Ascomycota; Sordariomycetes; Hypocreales; Bionectriaceae.